This is a messenger RNA of Lineus longissimus, 11442 nucleotides long. Its product is annotated as major antigen-like. The record is from RefSeq and is a predicted model, not a curated record. Bases 541 to 8853 code for a protein of 2770 amino acids. NCBI's taxonomy places the organism in Eukaryota, Metazoa, Nemertea, Pilidiophora, Heteronemertea, Lineidae. The transcript is spliced from 26 exons.
AAUCACAACAGUGAAAUCACAUUGAUGAUGUUAUAGGAUCGUUAAGACCUUGGGAAUGAUGUUCAAACGCGAAUUAACACUAGGCUUAAACUAUUUGUGAUUGGAAUCGUUUUUGCUUCUCGUGGGUCGGAUUUCAAAGAAGUACAACCAACAUCUAUGAUUCAAUUUGCUAUGAAAAGAUGUUUGACGCUUGUGAAUAUGCCGGCAUAACUUGGAUUUGACGUUUGUUCAUUCACAGUAUCUCCGGAUGCUGAGUGCGGUGAGGGAGAGGUAUCUCCGAGAGCCAAUCCACAUUCGUAGAAAACACGAGUAGCCGCGGACCCGUGCGUGACAAUUGCCCUUUCUCAAGGGAAUUUGGAGUACGUCUGUCGGGGCCCGGAUCACGAAAUUCGAUCUAGGCGGAACGGAUUUUGAGAUUUCACUCGUGUUUACUGCUAUUACUUCAACAUGAUAGGUUUUUCGCAAUUCGAAUGGACACUCUGACGACAGUCGUCACGUGAUAACAAAAUGAUGAAUAGAUUCUCUUGAGACGAUUGCGCAAUGAGUUCCAAGCAUGACAGAUCAAGUUCGGUCAGUUGUGCCAAAUUUGAGCCGCAGACUUGGCGAAAGGACAGAUGCAAGCGAUGUUUUAGACUUGAACAUCAGCACGGUGGAACAGACGACAAUUCGGCUGUUCCGAAAGUGGAGAAAGCUAGUUCGAAAGAAGAAGGAGCAGAGGCUCCAAAACCUCAACUAGGCGGUUUCAGCGGUAGGGGGCGCCCGCGGGCGGAGAGUGUUGAUUCCGCAACGACCGCCGAUUCAAAACUGUUGGUGGAUGUUUCUAAAUUGCGGACUAGUACCGACGAGAAAGAGGGGAAUACAAAACAGUCGACUGGCAGCUCGCCGAAUAAGCUACCUGUUGAUCUAGAUAAAUCUAAUGCUAAUGCUAGGCCUACCUCAACAUUGAAGGGUGAUAGUGAAACACGAACUGGGGGAGGGGAGAAAACGGAAAACCUUGCCAGGCCUCUACGUAAUGAUGACAUUCCAGUUUCUUCUUCGCCCUGUAAAGAACCUCAGGCAAACACUAGCGCAAAAAUAGAUACAAGAGGUAGCACGUCUGCAGGAAGCACUGUUGCCAAUGCGAAGCAGACGGUACAAGAUGGUGCUAGGCAACAGGUCCCUGUGGUAACCAGUCCCUCAAAACCGGAGGGCGAAGGAGGUACCACAUCGAUGAGUAGAUCAACUGGUCCACAAAAAUCAUCCGGCAAAGAUGCUUUGAAAUCUGGGAAUACGACGAUUGAUUCAAGUUCUCAAAAGUCUUCAACCGCCGGCGAAAAGCAACUGGAUAGGCCUGCUGAUAAGACGGGUGGAAAAGUAAAAGCUGUUGGGGCAUCGAAACCGGUUGAUCCCGGUACGAAAUCUACUGCUGAUUCUAGUUCAACGUCAGGGAGUGCGAAGGUGGCUGGGAAGUAUGUACAGGACGAUACUGACGUGGACUUGGAUUCUAUACAAAAGAACUUGGAGCGGUAUAGACAGGAGUUGAAUGAGCCCCCUGGCCGGGAGAAGAACCUGGACAGGAUUACGAAGGGUUUGGCUCUGCUGAAGCAGGAACGGACUAGUCCCGAGGCGAGUCCUGGCCCCGCCCGGGCUCUCUCCGCUAGCAAGCGCAGUCCCUCUCCAACUGGAUUGAAAUCCAAACCGAUUUCGGUCAAGACAAAGGACCUAAAGCAAGAGGAUUCGGACUCAACUAGCCCAGAGUCCCCGGGCAAUAUAGGUCUCAGUCUAGACAGUACGAUCAUUAUCGAGAGUACGAAGUUUAAGAAUGGGAAAUUAGGAGAGAAGGGGGCGAAAGUGCCCGCGAAUCCGAGAGCCGGAGUCAAGGAAACGGAUCUGGACGCGGCGUUGGCAACGCAGCAGGCAAAGGAGAGGCUGCAUGCGGAGAGAGAGGCCAAGGGGAAAGGACGCAAGGAAGAUAUUGAUCUGACAUACGUCGGCGACUUGGAGGACGAUCUGUUUGAGUUGGAGGACAAGUGCGAUGCCCUGGAGAAGGAAAACAGGACUUUAAAGCGAGAGCUAUCUGAGACGGAGCUGAAACAAGACGAUUCGCAAAAACGGCUUGAACAUUUGCGCAUGCGCUACGAGCAGGUCGAGGAAAAGAAGGCUCUGCUGGAGGAGGAGAAUCGUCUGUUGAGUGAGCAGAUGUCAUCGUCUGGACCGGGGCGAUUUUCUCCUGAUUCGGAUAGGCCCAGAGAUACGAUUGAGAUGGAGGAUAAACUCAAGGAGACGGAGUUGGUUUGCGAGAUUCUGAAGGAGGAGAAUGAGGAGCUUAGGAACGAGAUUGAGGAGAUGAGGUUGGAAAUGGAGGAGAUGCAUGAUCACUUCCGGGAUGAGGAGGAGGCCAUUGCUUUCCGAGAAUUACAAAAAGAACUCGAAAUCACCGCGAAAAAUUGCCGGAUUUUGCAAUUUAAAUUACGGAAAUCUGAACGAAAGAACGAACAGAUUGAAAAUGAACGACAGGAUUACGAGGAUAAGGUCAGGAAAAUGGAGGCCCAAUUUCAGAGUGCAGACGACAAGUUGCAUAUCCGGGAACUCGAAGAGGAACUGCGAAUGGCAAAAGAGGUUUCUGUACGUCUCCAUGACGAGUUGGAAUUCGUUGAAGACAAGCGCACGAAAUUUGAAGACGAGAACGCGCGGCUGAAUGAGAGGUUGAAGAUGUCGGAUAAUGAACGGGUAACUCUGGAGAACCAGCUCGAGCGAUUGCGCAAUGACAUGGACCGUCUCCGCGCCGACCUGAUCGAGCAAAACGCCGACGCACGGUCAGAUAUCACCAUAACAGGGGGACCAACGAUUAGCAUCACACAACCGGAUGAACUAGGAGACCUACCGGGAGGUCUUCGCCCAAGAGCACCAUCAUUGACGUCGGGCAGCCGGCAGAGCAGUACGGAGCAUGACAUAGCCCAGCUCAUGCGCGAUCUCAGCGACAGCAAGGAACGGGAGUUGGAUAUGAAGGACCAGUUGAGAUUCGCCGAAGAAGAAAUCAAAGUCACCCGAAAAAAGCUACAAGAGCUCGAGGAAGAGAACGAAAGUAUCGUCCUACAAUUACGAAAGAUGUCGUCUGCCAACAGAAAACCAAAACAUUCCCCCGCAUCGGAAACGGAAACCAGCGACUCUGAAGCGGAAAUAGAUCCAAAGAUCCAAAUGGAGCUAGCGGAACAGGAAAUGAACGUUUUGCGACGCAAGAUGGCGGAGGUCGAAAAGCAGAACGAAUCUCUCGGGAAAGAGAUGACGAUCUUGCAGCAGCGUUUGACUGAGAAGGAACGGGAGGUGUUCGAUCUGCUCCAGGGUGAGGGUGGGAAUACGUUAGCACGGCGUACAACAGCCCUGAACCAGGAGAUUGAACAGCUCAAGUGGAAGUUGAUCGAAAAGGAUCGUGAGAUUGAUAGACUUUCUCGGUUGGCGCGGACUACGAAGAAUCCACAAGCAAAGUUGAAGAAGAGUCGGUCUUUAGACUCUGACACGGUUGACUUGAAGCGGCAAUUGGAGUUGGUGUCCAGGGAGGCGGCGGUGCUUCAGGAAAAGCUCCGCCAGUUGGAGGACGAAAAUGAGAAAUUGACAUCGGAUAACAACAAAUUGCUGCUGAUUGCUAAGAAGCGCGUUCCUCUGAUGACGGUGGAUGACCCCAGGGUCGAGAACUGCGUCCUGAAAGACAAGAUGGAAUACCUGCAGAUGGAAAACGCGAGAUUGAAGGACAAUCUGAAGAACGCGCAGGGAUCUAGUAACGGAGGUGAUUCGGCGGAAGCAGUGCCUUUGGAAGAUCGGAAAGCGGAGGAAUCCCAGGCCAAAGAGAAGUUGCGUUCUGCGCAGGAAGAGAUUGCUCUCCUGCGUAAACGCGUCACGGAGGCGGAGAAAGAGCAUAGCACAUUUUUGGAUAAGAUUCGGAAACGACGAGAGAAGGCCAAGAAUCUGCAUAAUCUUGAUAUGAAUGAGCUGAAGGACGAGAUCGAGGAGUUGGAUGAUGAAAUUAGCGAGCUCCGUCAGAUCGUCAAGGCCAAGGACGACGCUAACAACAGAAUGGAGCGUGACCUUGAAGAUGCCAAGGAAAAGUGCGAUGACCUGGAACUCAAGUUUAAAAAGAAGGAGAAGAAUCUUCUCGAAGAGAUUAUGAUGUUGGACCAGAAAAACGACAUCUUGAGCAACCUUCUCGAAGCGGCGCGGACACCAUCAGAUGCGGAAAGUUCCUCUAGUGUAACCAGCUUCUUUGCCUCGGAAAGGAGAAGCACCAUCGAUCGUAGCCCCAGCAUUCCCAGUGACGUCAGUGUCGGGAGCGAUGACGUAUUCAACGCAGAAAUGGACGCCAAAAGUCGGGAGGAAGCUGAGAUACAGCGCAAGUUCAAGAUGCGGAUAAACUACCUUGAGAAGCUCCUAGAGGAAGAGAGAAGCAAGGCUGAUCUCACGCCUCCGGUCUCACCGGCCGCCACCAGCACCCCGACAGAUGACCUUGCAAAGGAGAAGGAAGUACUCCAGAAGGAGCUCAACUCGUGCAGACGGCAGCUCACAGAUGCCAACAAACAGGUUCAGCACCUCAACGAACGCUUAUCACGUGUUCAACUUACCCACGAGUCAAUCAGGGGUGAUUUUGAAUCAGUCACGCAAGAGCUUGAAUACGAACGCCAUCGCCGAAAGGAGCUGGACAAAGUCAAAAUGGCUGAAGAUGUUGUGCAGAAGAAGGAACGCGAAGAGUUAUUGAAACGACUCGAGACCUACAAGAAGAAGACUGAGGAUCUGUAUGGAGAGCUGCGGAAGCUGCAGUCCAAUAUGGAGCGCCAUCGCGGAGAGCUGCAAGCAGACGAGAAGUCACGUGAGGAAUUCCAGCGGCAGAUCGAACUCGGGCGAGAAGAGACAGCGCAUUACAAACAACAGACUGACGAACUCAAGACAAAGUUGCACGAGGCGGCCCAAUCCGUCUCCUCAAAAGACUACGGAUGGCAGCGCCAGAAAUCAGAGCUAGAAAUGAAAGUCAAAUCAGUGGAAGACCAACUUUUCACGAAGGAUGACAUCAUUGGGCGGAAGGUUGAACUCCUUGAGCAGAAAGAACUGAUAAUAAGACAGAAAGACUCGACCAUCUCUGCCAAGGAUGAGACCAUUACCCAGAAGGACCAGCUGUUGAGGCAGAAGGAAGACAUUAUUAGGAAGUAUGAAGGCUCGACGAAACAACGCGAGAAUGAGAUGCAGAAGCUACGAGAUCAGGUCUCGCAACGAGAUUCCUCCAUCAAGCAACAGGAGGACAGAAUCAGACAAUAUGGCGACCUGAUGCGGCAAAGGGACGAUCGUCUGCGCGAAAAGGACGACAUACUCCACACACUUAAUCUCAAACUUCAAAACAAGGAGAAGGAAUUAUCCGACAAAGAACAGAGCUUGAAAUCCAUGAAUGAAAAAAUUAACGAAAAGGAACAGGAUAUAAAACGGCUGCAGACGCGUGUGAUUGAAAAGCGGCGCGUGACCUUUGGGGAUGAUCUAAAACAACAACAAAUUGACCUUGAGCAUAAAGUGGAUGUAUUGACCGCUGAACGUGAUCGUGCUGUGUCAGAGUCUAAAGCUAUGAGGGAUCAGCGUGGCGCGCAGGAAAGAGAGAUGAAGAGGAUACAAAUGGAAGCCCAGCAGCUGCGAGAUAAGCUGAGAAUUCAUGAGAUUUCGAGAACUUUUGGUGAUUCUAAAGCCGUCCGAACUCUCGUCGACGAGAAAGAAAAGUUACUCAAAGAGAAGUCUCGUCUGCAAAUGGAGAUCCAAGCGAUGACGUCACACCGGGGGAUGGACAAGGAUAAACUGGAGACCAUAUUGCAGGAGAAGGAGAACCUUCUGCAUGAAACCAAAGAUCUGAAUGACCGGCUACAGAUGGAAAUUAGGAUGCUGAAUACAAAGCUUGAAGACACCAAGCUUGCACUGACAGACGCCAACGACCGAGAAGAUCACCUUAGCAACCAAAUCAGCAAAAUGGAACAAAAUGCAAAAGUCGAGAGGGAAAGUCUCGAGAAACGGCUCUCGCGAGACGAGAAACUCUACGAAAUCGAGGCUACGGCCAUGCGGGCCAAUCACAACAGUAGAAUAAACUCACUGCAGACAGAAAUCAAUCGGCUACAGUCAUAUGUCAAUCAACUGACAUCAUCAGACCAAUUGAAGCAUUCGUUAAUUGAUGAAUUAGAAACGAGUCUGUUGAUUGUUCGGAAGAAGUAUAACGACGACUGUGAGGACUGGGAGCUUGAGAAAAGUGACUUGCUUCGGAAGUUGAAACAGGUCGACCACCGACGGAAGGACAUACAGGGCCACCUCAAGCAGAUCGAGGAGCUGAAGUGCUCUAUCACGGAGGCAGAAGGGCGAUAUAAUGAUCUCAGGAACAACUAUACUGCUGAUAAAAACAAGUGGGAAAAUGAGAAGCUGGAGCUGCAAGCUAAAAUCAACCAGCUUGAAGAACUCAUGAAGAUACCCAAGGAACAGCCAAACAAGUUCAAAGAACUCAAACAAAAGCUCCAGAAACACACACGCCAAGAACUCCAGAUGGAAAAGGAAAGAGCCGAGCACAAACGUCUUUUAUCGGAAGCUCAGGAACUAGCCAACAACCUCCAAGAACAGUUACGGAUCUCGGAGACGAAGCGGUCCAAUGAGAAGCGGGAUCUCAUCAUGAAACAUUCGCAGAGGCAGUUGGAUUGGGAGUCAGAGAGGGAAGACCUUGAGAUCAGAGUGACAGAGCUUGAAACCCGUGCUCGGCAGUUCGCCUUUCUCAAUGCCAAGUACCUGGAGCUGGAGCGGAAGUACCGCAUCGACCAGGAGGGAUGGCGACACGAGAAGAAUACGCUCCUAGCAUACAUGGAACAAACUAAAGAGCAGUUGGUUACGGAGAGAGCGAAGUUGGACGAGGUUGUAUGUGAGAUCAAGAAAGUCCGAGAUUUGGCUCCGGUUGUUGAAGAGAUGCAAAAGGAGGAAGAGAAAGUGAAAGAAUCGGUGGAAACAGAAAAGAUUUAUGAUGAAAAGAAAGAGGAGAUUCGAAGCAUUAUGAAGGGCAAGGCCAUAUCACGCGAGAAACCGCGAGAUCCUGAGAAGGAGAGCUUCCAGUUGAAGAAGACGCUGGAUGAGCGAUUCCUUUCCCAAGUGGUUAAGGCACUCUCUCAGCUUCUCCAGCUCUCCGAAGGGAUCACAACAUAUCACGAAAAAAUACAGAAGACGCCGAUAGAACCGCCACCUUUGAGAAGACGCCUUGUGCCAUCAGUAAAACCGAAACUAGCACCAUCCACAGACAGCACGGAUUCGUUUGGAAUAGUUGCCGGUUUCCCCCUACACAGGAACCCCUCGUUUGAGACCACCUCCCUCAAAAUCACUGGGUCGUCUGGUAGUUUUGAGUACGACCUCACAGGCCCCCCAUACUACGGCCUCACGCAGCCCGCCGCAAGGCCCUUUGCGCACAUGUACCUCAGCGGAACACAGAGUGCGCACGGGUCAAGGUCAGCUACUCCGGAGAGGUCAGGGCGGCGCGGAGUUUCAAGUUCCCCCGUCCGGAAAAUCACGAACUAUCCCGAGCCCCCGCCGAGUUUUAUCAUCACGCCUACACAUAGUCGGACUAGUAGUAUUGAGUCAGACGUCGGGACAAUCCCUGUUGGGUAUAACCGCCGGGUUGGGUCAUUCGAGAGUUCACUCUCUGGAGUCCCUAAACCUGUCCUUCUACCCGCGUUUGGUUCCCACAGAAGCCGUCCUGCGUUAAAAAAAUGUUACUCCCUGGACACACCGGGGGAUCAAAAUCAAAUAUGGCGGACGCCGGAGUUAUCCCGGGCGGGGUCUACAGAUUCUACGGACUACAGGCAGAAUUAUUCCCAAGGGAGUGGGAUGAGUUUGGACAGGCAGGACUCCGGUGUGUCCAGUGAUAGUGCCAUGCGGGGACGGUCAGUUAGUACCGAAAGGCUCGCUGUUGAUAACGCCAGGAAAAGGUUCUUCCAGAGUAAUGGCGCCCCGGAGCCGAUUCAGGAAGUCGCCCACGAGUCCAAGCGGGACUCUGGGUUCAUGUCGUGGCCUGAGCGGAAGAAACAUGAAGUAUUGCAGCCAGAAUCUGUGAAUAAAGAACAUCGUGUGGAAUCAAAGGAAAGAUCUGAAGCGAAAGAACCUGAGAAGAAGCCCGAGGAUAAAUCUAAAGAAAAGGACAAAGACAAAAGUUUAGUUUCAAAAGGAUCAUUCAGGGCGAGAUUUUCUAGGACUCCGAAAUCACCGAAAACGAAACGGGCAGAGAAAUCUAAGAGCGAUAAGGAUUUGAGUAAGAGUGCCGAUUCCAAAAAAGUUGAGGAGAAAAGUAAAGAUUCGAAAGGAAAGGGAAAGGGAAAACAGGACGAGAAGAAGAAAGUAGAAACGAAAGGGAAGACAGAAGACGAAACAAAAGAUGCGAAAGGGAAGACGAAAACGUUGUUUACGAAGCCUAGCAAGCCGAUUUUAUUCGGUUCUGUUCGCGAUAAAACGAAGUGGUUUUUACAAAGGACUAAGAGUACGGAGUUGGAGCCGCCGAAAGAUCCGGCGCCGAGCACCAGUGCCAGGAAGUGGAGCAUUCCAGAUAGCGGAAGUAAAGUUAGUUCUGGUUCCGCCGAAGCGUCUAGUUCCGGUUCCGGGAAGAGCCAGCAAGCUAAUGGAAAUCAGGAGAAAUCGCAAACUGACAUGUCCGAAAAUCCUGCCGUAUCCCAUGCGCUGCAUGAAACAAUCUGUAACCUUGGCAUCAAUGCCCAGGCCCCCUGGCGGUCGCCACCGUUACGAAACUGGCAACCGGACGAAACUCUGAUCGUAAUACGAGAAGAACAGUUUUCGACGUAUAAUGUUUGGCAGUUUAGUGAAACUGGUGUCACGUGAUGGGAUGGGUAGCUAGUGCAUGGCUGAUGCGUAGGGCAUUGCGCUGGCAAGAUCAAAAUUCCAAAGAUGAGGAGGAUACAGUUCUAGACGCGCCGCUAGGCGUCACUACUGUUGUGGGUCAACAUAGAAUGUGGAACCGGGCUCGGCAGACGGACGAUGCAUUCCAUUUCCUGGUGCAAUACGACAUCUUCUACGCGAUACGACUUCCCAACUGUCUAUUUACUGGACAUGCGGCUUCCCUACUGGUCAUGCAGUUUCACUGGCUCCAUGCCGGAACUCAAUGCUGACUUCCUACUCUUUCAUAUUUCAUAUAAAACGCAUAUCUUCCUUUCUGACUGGGACAGGGGCUUGUUAAGGCCGCCUUCCUUUCUCUAUACAGAGAACCUCAAUCACCGCCAUCUUGAUUUUGAGAUUUUGCCCCGUCCAUGUUACUGUCUCGCUUGACGUUGCUCAGUGGCUCUUGCAAUGACAUUGUUUGUACAUGGUAGUACUAGCAGUGUUCUAUUGGCCACAACUAUCUGUAACCUCGAAUCAAAUCAUAAAAUACGAUCUCGAAACAUUUAGAAAUUCGAACAUCAAAUGCAGAGGACUAUAGCGAAAGAUGGUUUGUGGGCGUGAUGAUGAGAAUAGUUACUUGACGUUGAUUGGUGCAUUAUUUAAUAAUACGUUUCGUAUGAUUUGUUUACGAUGGUUAAGUUUUCCAUUGUCGCAACCAGAAGUAAUCCAGACGGGUGUAUCAUCAUAUUGUAGAGAGCUCCUUCUGGUUGCGUUAUUAUUUUGUUGUACAGACAAGAGUCCAGCAAAAUUCAAGACUUGCUGGAUAUUUGUUAAUUUUUCGUUAUUUAUGAUGUUAUUUUCUUCCUCGUUUAGCUAUCAAGUUCCUUUUUCUCGUAUCUUAUAUUUUGAAUCUGUUUUUGUCUUUUUGACACUUGAUUGUUUUUGCACAAAUUAGAACGGACGAGAAUACGUAUGUCAUGCCGAGGGAGCAGAAAUCGCCCCCUGGCCGCCCCUGGAGUCUAGCCGUAUAUUCGUAAGCAGCACUGAAUUCGAACCUAGGGCUUGAUUACCUAAGGUAUACCUUUCAGAUCCCGUCACACAUUGGGAACUUCAUAAAUUCGUUAAUUGUCUUCGAGUUUCGUUUCAUUUUCAUUUCGACUUUUUCAAAGUCAUGUUUGUUUCGUAACAAACCGCCUAUAAAAUCAUGACAUUUUGCUUCUAAACCUCACACCAUGCGGUUUUCCUGUCCGCUUCCUUGUAACAAAAGAAGCAAACAGAACCGAAUGGAACGAGGUUCGUUUUUCGGCCAUUUUGAAAGAUGGCUGAUUAACAGCUCAUCAGCAGAAAACUAUGAUUUUCGAGUUUUCUUUUGUGUUUCAUCAAACCGGUGUAAUAAUCUCCAAAUCAUAUCACCCACGAUAUCUCUCCUAAGGCAUGACAUACAUUUUAUUGUCCUAGAAAUUCAAAACUGAUGAAGUUGUCGCCCGUUUCUAAGGUUCAGCGAAGUCCUUUCUAGGACCAUUUUCAUCGCAUCUGACCCUUUGCCAUUCUUGCAUUUGCUGAGUGGAAACUAUGAGCGCAUUUACCUCACGCACUACAGUCAUCACGACUACUACCCUAUCGUAACGAUGGCAACAGAAACGGAUGCAAUGAAAGUCAAGGGCAAGGGAUUUCGUGGCAACAGCAAACGGACAAAUGUGGAACCUCGUCUGCUGACGAGGGGUGUUUCUUGAAUUUCUGGAUGAGGUUGAGUUUUCGGAGGGGGCUUCGGAAAGAAACACGUGCAGGAACAAUACAAGACAAAUGUGUCCCGAGUUUUGGAGGUGUUGGAGUAAUCUGCACAGUUUUCUCACUCUUAGGCUAAAAGCGUGCCUCAGUAGGCGGCUCCAACAUCGACCAGGCAGCAGUCUUGAGCAAGGCAUGAGUAAUGCAAAUUUACUUCAUUGGUUCGAACGCUUCCCGCGAGGGGCAGUAAGUGUCGGCAUCCGGCUGCAAGCCUGACAGUAUCGACGAUGUUGACGCCGUUUCCUGAGCCUCGGCUCUGUUAAAAGUAGUAGACAGCAAAUAGUUUUGGCGUCUUCGAAUGAAAAUAUCUCGAAGGAAGAAUGUACACAUUUGUUAAUUUACGACGCUUUGUAGUAAAUGUAGAUAAAGUUGUACAGUCAUAUUGCAUGCGUGGUUGAUUUUUAUUCGGUUGUUUACGUGGUAAUAGGCAAAGAUAUGGUAUGACUAUGUUAUGAUCGCGAUGACUGUCAAAAAUUAGGCAAUAACGUCUGAUUUAUCAGACGCGUACGGACAUUUUGUAAAAUUUGUGCACACGAAAAUGUCCAUGUCCCUUUCAAAGAUGUUACGCCCAACGAUACCGUUAGCAGUAUGUAGACUACUAUAUCAUGUGUUGGACUAUAUCGCAAAGUUAUUACACGUGACCGCCACAAUGGCAAUUCUAUACAAGCUCGAAUGAUAAUUGAAGUAAACCGGAAUGACCACUGCGCAUGUGCUUGCAGCUAAUUGACAGGUGUUUGGAAAUAGUUUUUCUAGUGUAAAUUCAAAAUCAGAAUGAAAUAUACAAUAAAUAUCAUGUAUAUGAACAAA